Molecule: messenger RNA, 1163 nt
Organism: Quercus lobata
Lineage: Eukaryota; Viridiplantae; Streptophyta; Magnoliopsida; Fagales; Fagaceae
Product: B3 domain-containing protein At2g33720-like
Exons: 1
Coding region: 88-1077 (329 amino acids)
Molecular function (GO): DNA binding
Source: RefSeq, a predicted model, not a curated record
AUCAUUACAUUUUGGUUUGGUUCAGUACUGAACCAUAAUAAUAAAAAAGUCUCUUCCCCUUUGUUUCUCCACUAAAGCAAAUAUAGUAUGGAACUGCAACGACUAUUGUUCAGUCCGUACCACUUUAUCUUGGCUGACAACCCAUUACCAGAAAUCAUGAAGCAAGAGUACUACCAAAGCUCUGAGCAAGCAAAGGAAUGUGAAGAGGAAUGUAGCCACGUUUCAACUGAACUAACACUUUCUUCUUGUGAGUUUCAGAAUGAAACAAAGAAGUUUCAAACAAGAAAAACUACUUUUUCUUCUUGUUGUACCCCAAGAGAAGAACUAACACUUUCUUUUGAGUUUCAGACUGAAACCAAGAAGCUUCAAACAGCCGAAACUAGUUUUGCUACUAUUACUACGCCCACUGAACUAACACAUUCUUGUGAGUUUCAGACCAUAACCAAGAACCUUCCAUUUCAAGCAAGCGAAACUAGUUUUUUUACUACUAAGCCAACUGAGGAGUUAGUCAAGUUCUUGAGCAAUAACGAUGAUCAGUACCCAGAACAAGAAGUUUCAACGGCAUUGAAGCUGUGCGAUGAGUCAUGGAUUUCCAAGAAGAGAAAGAUAGCUGAAAAGAGGCAUUCGGGUGGUUCAAGGAAGCUGAUCAAGCUUUCUGAUGAUCCUUGGAAAAUCAAGAAGAAGCUCACGGAGAGUGAUCUUGGGCAUUUGAGCCGGCUCUUGGUGCGAACAAGUUUGGUUAAGAACCAUGUUUUGCCAUUCUUGGGUGCUGAUUGUGCUAGAGAGGUUGAGAGUAAAGGCAUCCGAGUUAUAGUUUGGGACAAAGAUACAAAGUCCAAGCACCAGUUGGUUUUCAAACAGUGGAGAACAUCUAAGAGUUAUGUUUUCAUUGGAAUGUGGCACCAGGAUUUUGUUAUCAGGAGGGAGUUGAAGCAAGGUGAUGAGAUUGGACUUUACUGGGAUUCAAAUACUUCCAUGUUCAAUUUUUGUGUUCGUCAACGGGCUCGGGUGAAACAACUAUCUAAAACUUUUUCUGUAUCUCCGGGUUAUAAGAAAAGGAACCAUGUAUGCUUUUAGUUCAGGUCUAAUGUAACAUUACUUGUUGGUUUUAUUACAACUAGCUAGAUAUGUAGUUUAACAGUUCCUCAUUGUUCUAUUUCAUU